Molecule: messenger RNA, 624 nt
Organism: Lactuca saligna
Lineage: Eukaryota; Viridiplantae; Streptophyta; Magnoliopsida; Asterales; Asteraceae
Source: the annotation of a GenBank genome assembly
AUGAACAUGCAAAAGAUUAGUGAUAUUAGUCCAUCUGCUUAUGAACAUCUAAUGGCAAGGGAUCCCAGUUCAUGGUGCAGGGCCUUCUAUGGUGGAGGAUUGGCAUGUGAGGCAGUAGAAAAUGGAAUGGCUGAAUGUUUUAAUGCAGUUAUUGUGGAUGCUAGAAAAAAGCCCCUACUGACUAUGCUUGAGGGAAUACGACUAUACAUGAUGGAAAGAUUCUAUAAUCUAAAGGAAGAAGGACAGAAAUGGGAUACUGAAAUAUGUCCAACAUCAAUUAAGAAGAUGGAAGCAUUUGGUGAAAGUUUAAAGUCCUGGUAUGUUCAUCCUAGUGGUGUAACUGCUUUUGAAGUGAGGAAUGGUUUUUACUCUUAUUGUGUUAAUUUACAAGAGUAUUCUUGUACUUGUAAUUUGUGGGCUGUAUCAAGGAUACCUUGUGUACAUGCCCAAGCUGCCAUUAUAUAUACACAACAAGAUCCUGCGAGCUACAUUAGUAGUUGGUUUAGUAAAGAGAAAUAUAUGUUAACAUAUGGUUCCAACAUACUACCAGUCAAUGGUAGCAAUAUGUGGGUGGAAUCUCCUUAUCCAAAGCCCCUUCCACCUAUUGAAAGAAGGAUGCCAUGA